UCGGCUGCAUUCAUGGCGGCGCCCUGCAAGGCGGUGAUCGUCCCCGGGAACGGGGGCGGGGAUGUGGCCACCUACGGCUGGUACGGCUGGGUGAAGAGGAGGCUGGAGCAGAUACCUGGUUUCCAGUGUUUGGCUAAAAACAUGCCUGACCCAAUCACAGCUCGAGAGAGCAUCUGGCUGCCCUUCAUGGAGACGGAGCUGCACUGUGACGAGGAGACCAUCAUCAUAGGCCACAGUUCUGGGGCCAUUGCAGCCAUGAGGUAUGCAGAGACCCACCGGGUGUAUGCUAUCGUGUUAGUGUCUGCGUACACGUCUGACCUGGGGGAUGACAAUGAACGGGCAAGUGGAUACUUCAGCCGCCCCUGGCAGUGGGAGAAGAUCAAAGCCAACUGCCCUCACAUUGUGCAGUUUGGCUCCACCGACGAUCCUUUCCUUCCUUGGAAGGAACAACAAGAAGUGGCCAACAGGUUGGAAGCCAAAUUGUACAGAUUCACUGACCGUGGCCAUUUCCAGAACACAGAGUUUCAUGAACUGCACACUUUAAUCUAGGAGUACCCCAGCUCCUCUGAUGCCUCAAUCAGUGAAGUCAGCAAUGUGUCUGCUGGAGCCAGCUCUGGAUCCUGGAGCCCCUGGAGGAUGUGACGGGGUGGCUGGCAAGAGGAGGAGGAGAAAUACCAUGUGCUGGAACAGAUGCUCCACCAGGGCCACGGCAGAGAACGUUCUGUGACUUGCUCACUAACGUAUUCCAAGCCCCCAGAACAGUGCCCAGCACAUAACAAAUGCAUGACAGGUAUUUGUGGAAUGGGUAAUCUCAUACACCAGGUUAAAAUAAAUUAUCUUACAUACCACAAAAUCCAGGAAAAAUGUUCGUAAUCCCCAAAAUUCUUUACUGAAGAGAGUAAAGUAGUUUUAGAUUUUUGAGUGGGUAAGACUCUAAGAGUUCACUGGCAGUAACAUAUCUAAAGUAGCAUCUCCAAAGCAUCCGAUAUGGGCUAAAAUUUUAAAAAUCUUUUUUGACCAGUUGUUUUAAAUCAUGACAUAGCUUAAAGAAUAAAAACCUGAAAUAUACUUGGAGCAAUAUACGUACAGUGAACAUUCAGGGGAAGAAAAGAGAUGGUUACUCACUGCCACAG
Balaenoptera acutorostrata (minke whale) is the source of this 1133-nucleotide messenger RNA. It is a transcript of the gene RBBP9, whose product is annotated as RB binding protein 9, serine hydrolase. The record is from RefSeq and is a predicted model, not a curated record. Lineage: Eukaryota; Metazoa; Chordata; Mammalia; Artiodactyla; Balaenopteridae. The coding region runs from base 13 to 549 and encodes 178 amino acids. Gene Ontology annotation, molecular function: hydrolase activity. The transcript is spliced from 6 exons.